GUCUCUCAAUCGUCAAAUUCCUCAAAACUUUAUUAAAUAGAAAUCGAGAAUAAAAACGAAGCUUAAAUAAAACGAGAGAGAGAGUGUAAUCGAAGCGAAGAGGGUAGAGCAACGAGACAUCAGAUCCCGCGCUCUCGAACUCAGAUCUGAUUCCAGAUCCCCCAAAGAUUUAGGGUUUGAUAGAAGGAGGGGGAGGAGAUGCUGACGAAAUUCGAGACGAAGAGCAACCGAGUGAAAGGGCUGAGCUUUCACAGUAAGCGGCCAUGGAUCCUCGCAAGUCUCCACAGUGGCGUGAUCCAGCUGUGGGAUUAUCGCAUGGGAACUCUGAUCGAUCGGUUCGAUGAGCACGAUGGCCCCGUUCGCGGCGUCCAUUUUCAUAAAUCUCAACCUCUCUUCGUCUCUGGAGGUGAUGACUACAAGAUUAAGGUGUGGAAUUACAAAACACAUAGGUGCCUAUUUACCCUUCUCGGGCACCUUGAUUAUAUCCGUACAGUCCAGUUCCAUGAUGAGUACCCUUGGAUUGUUAGUGCUAGUGAUGACCAGACAAUAAGAAUUUGGAACUGGCAAUCUCGCACUUGUAUUUCAGUGCUGACAGGGCAUAAUCAUUACGUCAUGUGUGCAUCUUUCCACCCUAAGGAGGACCUUGUUGUUUCAGCUUCACUGGAUCAGACUGUUCGUGUUUGGGAUAUUGGGGCAUUGAGAAAGAAAACCGUCUCUCCUGCAGAUGAUAUCUUGCGUCUGAGCCAGAUGAAUACAGACUUAUUUGGUGGAGUUGAUGCUGUUGUGAAGUAUGUCCUUGAAGGUCAUGACCGAGGAGUUAACUGGGCAUCUUUCCAUCCCAGUCUUCCUCUUAUUGUUUCUGGGGCAGAUGAUCGACAAGUGAAGCUAUGGCGGAUGAAUGAUACAAAGGCUUGGGAAGUGGAUACAUUGAGAGGUCAUAUGAAUAAUGUUUCUUGUGUGAUGUUUCAUGCGAAGCAGGACAUUAUUGUGUCCAACUCUGAAGACAAAAGCAUUCGAAUAUGGGAUGCCACGAAGCGCACUGGAAUUCAGACUUUCCGUCGUGAACAUGACCGUUUCUGGAUCCUUGCAGCCCAUCCAGAAAUGAAUCUUCUUGCAGCUGGUCAUGAUAGUGGUAUGAUUGUUUUCAAACUAGAGAGAGAACGUCCUGCUUUCUCUGUAAGUGGCGAUGUUCUUUAUUAUGUCAAAGAUCGGUUCUUGCGGUUCUUCGAGUUUUCAUCUCAAAAGGAUAAUCAAGUGGUUCCAAUAAGAAGACCUGGUUCUGUAAGCUUGAAUCAGUCACCCAGGACACUAUCCUAUAGUCCCACAGAGAAUGCUGUAUUGAUUUGCUCUGAUGCUGAGGGUGGAUCAUAUGAACUCCAUGUGAUUCCCAGGGAUACAAGUGGAAGAGGUGAUUUCCUGCAGGAUGCAAAGAAAGGAUCAGGGGCUUCAGCUGUUUUUGUAGCUCGUAACAGGUUUGCAGUGCUUGACAGGAGCAGUAAUCAAGUACUGGUAAAGAAUCUCAAAAAUGAGAUUGUGAAGAAGAGUGCUCUCCCUAUUGCUACUGAUGCCAUAUUCUAUGCUGGGACUGGAAACUUAUUGUGCCGGGCUGAGGACAGGGUGGUCAUCUUUGAUCUGCAGCAGAGGAUUGUUCUUGGAGAGCUUCAGACUCCUUCUGUGAAGUAUGUAGUCUGGUCUGGUGACAUGGAGAGUGUUGCUUUACUCAGCAAGCAUGCUAUAGUUAUAGCUAACAAGAAACUCGUACAUCGAUGCACACUUCAUGAGACCAUUCGUGUGAAAAGUGGUGCAUGGGAUGAAAAUGGUGUCUUCAUCUAUACAACUUUGAACCACAUCAAGUAUUGCCUCCCCAAUGGUGACAGUGGAAUUAUUAGAACCCUUGAUGUCCCAAUAUAUCUCACCAAGGUCUCUGGGGGUACUCUCUUUUGCUUGGAUCGUGAUGGGAAGAAUCGCAUAAUAUCUAUUGAUGCUACCGAGUAUAUAUUCAAGCUUGCCCUGCUAAGGAAGAGAUAUGACCAUGUAAUGAGUAUGAUUAGGAAUUCACAGCUUUGUGGACAGGCAGUGAUUGCUUAUCUCCAACAAAAAGGCUUCCCUGAAGUUGCAUUGCAUUUUGUCAAAGAUGAGAGAACCCGAUUCAACCUAGCUCUUGAGAGUGGUAAUAUCCAGAUUGCUGUAGCUUCUGCAAAGGAAAUUGAUGAGAAGGACCACUGGUACAGGUUAGGCAUUGAGGCUCUUCGACAAGGAAAUACUAGUAUUGUGGAGUAUGCCUACCAGAGAACCAAGAACUUUGAGAGGUUGUCUUUCCUAUAUCUUGUAACGGGGAACAAGGAUAAGCUAUCCAAAAUGCUGAGGAUCGCCGAGAUGAAGAAUGACAUUAUGGGUCAGUUCCACAAUGCCAUGUAUCUUGGUGAUGUCGAAGAACGUGUCAAGAUUUUGGAGAACGCUGGUCAUUUGCCUCUAGCCUAUGUUACUGCUUCCACUCACGGGUUGACAGAAACUGCUGAUAGGCUGGCUGCUGAGUUGGAGCAAAAAGGUAUAGUUCCCUCCAUUCCCGAAGGGAAAACACGCUCUCUUCUGAUGCCUCCUGCACCCCUAAUGUGCAGUGGGGAUUGGCCGUUGUUGAGAGUCAUGAGAGGGGUUUUUGAAGGAGGAUUGGAUACUGUAGGAAGGGGGGCAGGUCAUGAUGAGGAUGAAGAAGAAGCUGUCGCUGAUUGGGGUGAUGAAGACUUGGAUAUUGUCGAUGUCGAUGUCGAUGGUGUUAAACGAGAUGGAGAUGUGAUCUCAGAAGUCGAGGACAUCGAAGCACAUGGAGAGAAUGAUGAAGGAGGAUGGGAUCUCGAAGAUUUAGAGCUUCCACCUGAUGUAGAUAUUCCACAGUCUGCCAAUAUUUCUCGUACUUCUGUAUUUGUUGCUCCUACACCUGGAAUGCCUGUUGGCCAAAUUUGGAUACAGAAGUCCUCUUUUGCUGCAGAGCAUGUGGCUGCUGGAAACUUCGAUACUGCAAUGCGACUUCUUAACCGGCAAUUAGGCAUCAAAAAUUUCGACCCCUUGAAAUCUUUGUUUAAAGACAUACACAUGGGGAGUCACACUUAUCUUGAUGCUUUUCCUUCAGCCCCAAAGAUAUCCAUUGCUGUUGAAAAAGGAUGGAGUGAGUCUGCAAGUCCCAAUGUGAGGGGACCACCUGCGCUCGUGUUCAAAUUCUCGCAAAUGGAUGAUAUGCUUAAGGCAGCUUAUCGAGCCACAACAGAGGGAAAAUUUCCUGAGGCCUUGCGGCUGUUCCUUAGCAUUUUACACACCAUCCCUCUUAUCGUGGUAGACUCUAGAAGAGAGGUUGAUGAAGUCAAAGAGCUGAUUGAAAUUGCUAAAGAGUAUGUUUUGGGCUUGAAAAUUGAGGUCAAGAGGAAGGAAAUCAAGGACAAUGUCGUUCGACAACAGGAACUAGCAGCAUACUUCACUAACUGCAAGCUUCAAAAGGUUCACACAAGGCUCGCGCUCAUGAGUGCUAUGACUGUAUGCUAUAGAGGAGGGAGCUACACUACAGCAGCCAAUUUCGCUAGAAUGCUUCUUGAGCACAACCCACCUGAGUCGCAAGCAGAAAAAGUGAGGAAAGUGUUAGCAGCUUGUGGCGAUAAGAGAGACACUAGACAGUUGAACUAUGAUUUCAGGAAUCCCUUUGUUGUUUGUGGAUCAUCUUUUGUUCCUAUUUAUCGAGGGCAGAAGGAUAUCUCAUGCCCUUACUGUGGUGCUCGAUUUGUGCCAGAUAUUGAAGGCCAAAUAUGCACAGUUUGUGAACUUGCAGUGGUAGGAGCUGAUGCUUCUGGUUUGCUGUGCUCUCCUUCACAAAGGAGAUAAGAUGGGAGGUAAUCAUACUGUAAGGGCCCGUUGAUCUAAACUGGGAAGAUGCUGGUUAAUCUGCUGGGGGUGCUUUCUUUGAUUCUGAGUACAUACUGCUCUUAAUUUUAUUGAAUGGUAACACCUGUUACUGGAUCUUGGAUCACAAGGGAGAUCUUUGAAGCUAUGAACAUAAUUUGAAGUUUUUCUCGCCUCCAUAAGUGUCACAUGUCUUCCCUCUAAAUCUCGAAUCUCCCUUGCUUUCUUUCUUAUUUUCUGUCUUUGAAUGAACAGAUUUUAGAGUAUGUACAAGGUUUGCAGAGUUCUGUACUGUAUUUCCUUAUUAUGUGAUUCUGUUGCUGAGUUUUUUCAUUAUCCCUGGAAUGUGACUCAGCAUCGCAUCCGGUCUAAAGAGUUGAUGUUUUUUUUUUAUUAAAAUCCCCUCAUCUUUUAUA
Messenger RNA from Asparagus officinalis (garden asparagus), 4301 nucleotides. Its product is annotated as coatomer subunit alpha-1-like. The coding region runs from base 199 to 3867 and encodes 1222 amino acids. Lineage: Eukaryota; Viridiplantae; Streptophyta; Magnoliopsida; Asparagales; Asparagaceae. The transcript is spliced from 5 exons. Gene Ontology annotation, cellular component: COPI vesicle coat. The record is from RefSeq and is a predicted model, not a curated record. Gene Ontology annotation, molecular function: structural molecule activity; protein binding. Gene Ontology annotation, biological process: retrograde vesicle-mediated transport, Golgi to endoplasmic reticulum; intracellular protein transport; endoplasmic reticulum to Golgi vesicle-mediated transport.